AUGUUGCCUUACUGGGUGAAAAAAUCGUUUCUCAACAUUUUGUUGAGAAUUUCGGCAUUCUAUUUCUGCUCGGUUCAUUUUAUAUUCUGGAUUUACAAUGCAUUCUUCAAACAAAGGCAAUAUGUGACACCUCCAAAUGAUCGACUUCUUAUGAUAUCUGCAACUCAAGCUGUUAAAAUGAUUGCGAGUCGAGAAAUAUCAUCAACUGAACUUAUUGAAGCAUAUAUUCAUAGAAUUGAACAGGUUAGUAAUUACAUUUAACAAGAGAUUCUGAACUAUGACGGCCCGAAAAAUCUUGCAAGCUUUUUCGUGGAAAAAUGUAACUGUGGCUUCUGAGAAGUUUUGUACUUUUGUGGUUUAAAAACGUGAAAAUUUGAUUAUUUAUCAAUAAAUUUGAGCAAAUUGUAGUUCUUGGCACUUUUUUUGUUGAUAAAAAUAAAUAGUUCGAUAAAACUUUGAUUUCAGGUUAAUGAAACAAUCAAUGCAGUUGUACUCAAAUUAUUCGAUUCGGCUAGAGAAAAGGCGAAAAAAGUCGAUGAAUUCAUUCAAAAAAAUGAUGAUGCUGAAAUUUCGCAGAAAAUAAAACAACAACCACUUUUCGGAGUUCCUUUCACAAUCAAAGAUGCUCUUGAAGUUGAAGGUGAAAUAAUUACAUGUGGAAUAUUUUCGAGAAAAGAUCAAAAGUGUGAAAGAUCAGCUGAGGCUGUAAUUCGAAUGCAAAAUGCUGGAGGAAUUCUAUUGGCAGUGACAAAUGUUCCAGAAGUUUGUAUGUGGGUUGAAGCAGUGAAUACUGUAUAUGGAAGAUCGAAAAAUCCAUAUGAUACGAGAAGAAUGACUGGAGGUUCAAGUGGAGGAGAAGGCGCAUUAUUAGGAGCAGCUGGAUCUGUGGUAAGCAUUUCGGUUUUUUCAGAACUUGAUGUGAAUUAAAUUUUUGAUAAUUCAGAUUGGUCUUGGAAGUGAUAUCGGUGGAAGUAUUCGAAUGCCUUCAUUUUUCAAUGGUAUUUUUGGACUUAAACCAACUCCAGGUGUUAUUCCUUUAAGUGGACAUGUUCCUGAACCAACUGGAUAUAAAGAACAAAUGUUGAGAAUUGGACCAAUGUGUCGAUUUGCUGAAGAUUUGCCUCUUCUUUUACGAAUUUUGAGUGGUGAGGAAAAUGUUGCGAAAUUGAAUCUUGAUGAACCUGUGGCAAGAAAAAAGUUGAGAAUUUUCUAUCUGGAAGGAAUCUCAGAGAAUCCAGUUCUUGAACCAUUGAGUGAUGAUAUGAGAUAUGCUUUGAAAAGAGUGAGUCAUUUUUGUUGUUGGAAAGUUCAUGAUUUUCUAUUUUUAGUCUGUAAAACUUUUGGAACGUAAAUAUGAUUUGGUGGCACAAAGAAUUGAAUUGCCACUUGCCAAAAAUGUCAUGGAAUAUUUCUCACUUUCAAUGAAACAAGAUACAACUGAUCCAGAAUUCAACAAAAUGAUGUUGUGUUUGAAAGGAACAAAAGGAGAAGUGAACUGUUAUUCGGAAAUGGUCAAAUUCAUAUGUGGAAAUUCGAAACAUACUUUGGCUGCUAUUAUUACUGGAAUUCUUGAUUCACAUGAUCCAUUCAGUGAACAACAGAAAAAAGAAUUAUUAUACAAAAGAGACAGAUUGAAGAGACAAAUCACUGAACUUCUUGGAAACGAUGGAGUAUUGCUAUUCCCAAGUUGGCCAACUACUGCCAAAUUUCAUAAUGAACCAAUUUGUGCGCCUUUCAAUUUCUGCUACACAGCACUUUGGAAUGUUUUAGCAGUUCCAGUUGUUCAAUGUCCUUUGGGGUUGGAUAAACAUGGAGUUCCACUUGGUGUACAGGUUUGUCUUACAAGUUGUUUUUUGGAAAUAAUUGAAACAUUUUCAGGUGAUCGGUAACCCAUUAACUGAUCGUAAUUUGAUCGCUGUGGCACAAGAUUUAGAAGAAGGAUUCAAUGGUUGGGCACCAGCCGGACCGCUUUAA
Caenorhabditis angaria is the source of this 1974-nucleotide messenger RNA. The record is from the annotation of a GenBank genome assembly. Lineage: Eukaryota; Metazoa; Nematoda; Chromadorea; Rhabditida; Rhabditidae.